Molecule: messenger RNA, 258 nt
Organism: Caenorhabditis briggsae
Lineage: Eukaryota; Metazoa; Nematoda; Chromadorea; Rhabditida; Rhabditidae
Exons: 2
Coding region: 1-258 (85 amino acids)
Source: RefSeq, a predicted model, not a curated record
AUGGUUGGUUGGCAAUUACCAAUGAUAAAAUCAAAAAUUUGCAAAAUUGAUAGUGUUUCCGCUUGUGUGUGGAUGAGGGGCAUUCCUACUUCUAAACUGAGAAUUUUUUGUUGCUUUCGUUUUGCUAGUAUCAUCACUCACAAGACAAAUAAUUGGGUGAAGAGAGCAGAGAUAGAACCAUUUGAAAAACAUUGGCAAAUAAAGAAACGAUUUGUGCAGAAAAAAAACACUGUCAGAACGGUUGAGUCGUUCCACUGA